CGGGGAUUAUUCAUAACAGAAAAUGGUUUGAAGAAAAACAAAAAAUGUGUUUGUAAGGACAGAUCUGAUCUCAAGGAACAGUCAUAAUGUUCAAAAUGGCUUGUAAAGGAAAACUUAUUAAUAAAGCGUUAUAUACGACGCUAAUGGUUGUGAUUUGUCUUCAGUUGCUCAGUACACUGGAACGACAAGUGUUUGAUUUUCUGGGGUAUAUGUGGGCGCCCAUUAUUGCCAACACAGUUCAGAUCAUCUGUUGCAUUUUAGGAAUUUUUGGAACAUAUCAGAUGAAAGCUCAGUUUGUAGUAGUGUAUUCAACAUGGUCAUUAAUGUGGUUAGGAUGGAAUAUAUUUGUCAUUUGUCUGUACUUAGAAGUUGGUGUUCUAAAUAGAAACAGAGAUUUGUUUAUAUUAACCAUUGGUACUAAGAACAAGAGUUGGUGGUUAGAACAUGGAAUCGGAUGUAAAAUCACUAAUGACACAUGGAUGAGUGAUAAUCCGGUGAAGACUAGUCGUCUUAUUCCUCCCGAGGAGGCAGUGGAAGGAUGUCUUCUGGAUUAUUACUAUGUGGAAGUUAUCCAUGCAGGUGUCCAGUGUCUGUUAGCCUUGAUUGGGUUCACUUCUUCAUGUGUCAGCAUAUCCGCAUUCAAUGAAGAAGAAGAAAGUUCGACUCAAAAAUGUGUCACGGAAAACACAGGAAAAUCUUCAUCUUCAGCAAAUGAUGAACUAGAGUUUGUUAAAAUGUAUUCCAAUUCCUCUCCCUCCAGACGUCGAUAUCAAAGUAAUGACAAUAUGACUCUAUCGUACGACAACCACGGUAGUGAAUUCCCCACGCUUGACCGACCACCGAGUUACGAGACCAGCAUGAGAGAGAGCACCACUGUUAAUGACAUUUACGGUGCCGAUCGACGCAGUGUUCGAAGUUUACGCAGUGUCAGAAGCAAAGCUAGUAAUAAAUCGAAAACAAAAAGUGAAAGACGAGAAGAACUACCCUGGGUGCAGAUUACGCCGUCAUCAAACAACAUUGAUCAGCCAUUCCGACAUUACCCCUAGAUACUCUGUAGAUGCUGGAAAUCACUGGUUCUGUGUUCAGUCCAUUGAUGCAUGUAUUUUGUAGUAUUUGUAAUUCUAUACUAUCAUUUUAGGUACAUUAAUGUGAAUCCAUAUGGAAAAUUAUAUUACAUGAAUGCAUGUGUGAAGAAGUUUGGUGAUAAUGCACACAGAUUGGAUGAAAAUUGGCUGUCAGACUGAAAUAGCUCUUGUAUUUUGUACCCAAUAAUGAUACUUGCAUGUUCAUGUUUUAUGUGAAAUGGAUAUUGUGAAUUGCAUUUGGGACUUAAAUUUAAAUUAUAUCGGAUAUUUAAAGUCAUAAGAGUAAUAGAAAUCUAUAAUACGAACGACUGUUAGCAAUAUAGUCCCUGUGGGUUCUGUAAGAGUUUUCCCACCUAUUUUAAAAUUGUACUGUGGGGAAACAUUUUGAUUGUACUUUACAGUUCAUUGACCUGUGGAGGGUUGGAAUUCAAUAUGGAAACAAUCUUUAUUGGUCAGAUAUACGAUAUGUACAUAGAGUCAAAUAUUUCUGUAACUUAUUAUUUUAGCUUUUUUUUUGCUAUCGUCAGACAUCCGCAUCCUGUUAUGGGGAGGCAACUCUUAAUGGUGCAAUUGAAAAACGCAGUCUUCAUUAUCAUCAGUGAACACUUGGAAUCAAUUUACCAUUUGUGAAUAAACUCUUGCUUCAAGAUGUCACUAAGUGUGUAGCAUUAUAGUUCAAAAUAUAUAAAGACAAAUUUGAUACAGCUAUGUACCAGUAUAUUGUUUUGUUCUUUGUUCAAAUGGUCUAUUUUUAGAGUUCUCAAGUUGAUGUUUUGCAAAUGUUUCUCCCUUUAUAUUUGUACAUGUACACAUACAUGUUUAAAAUAGAUCUGAAUGUUUGAUGUUAAGAAAUGCCAGAAGCUGAAUUUUAAGAAAAUGAAUGUUUUUCUUCAAAUUCUUGAAAGAAAAUUUAAAAAAUCAAGGCAGAUUUUAAGAAAAUGAAGAAAAAACUACAAACUGAUGGAGUGUAAAAAUGAAAGUGUUUAGCUCGUACUUAAUUCUUAAGAUUUUAACAAUUAUUUCAGCAGUGCCAUGUAGAGAUUGUGAUAAAAGUGACUGGUAGUGUGUGUGGUUUGUAGAUUUUUUUUUAAAUUAAGAACAAAAUGUAUUUGGAAUGAUUGUGAAUGUGUGUUUGUUUGUGUUUGUGUGUGCCUAUUCAUUAUGUUCACUGAUCAAAAAUAUGAACUUGUGUAUAUAAUUAGGUUUAUUAAGAGAUUUACUUAGAUUCUAAUUUGUCCACUUGUCAUCUAGCUUUAAGAGGAAAGUAAAACUUGCCUGCAAAUAUGCCUUGUGUAUACUGAUUGCAGGGUUAGUUUUGCCCUAUGCUUCUUUAGCCCGCUAACACUUGCAAACAAUUAUGCCCCAUUUUAAAUUUGUUCAAACUUAGUUGGGUAAAAAGAGAUAAUGUUGUCUUUUUGAAUUCACCCUGUUUUAAAUUCACCUUGCAAUAAGGGCAAAAGGGGCAAAAAUAAUUUACCUGCAUACAGUAAAUAUUUGCAAGAAAAUACCAGUGUAUGCAUAUGUACUACAAUGUAGUUUUUUUUCUGGUUAAACAGGGUUUGUUUAUAAACUGGCAGGAUGUCUAUUAGCAAUUUUACAAGAGAAGUCAGGAUAUUAUGUCAUUCCUGAUUUAAAAAAAAAAAGAUUGAAAUAUUAUUUACUCUGUGAAUAUAUAAACUUCCGUUGAAUAAAAUAUUAUCUAGCUGCAUCAGCAGAUAAACAUUGCAGAUACAUAGCUUGUAUUUUGGAGAAGUGUCAUGUGCAUCUACCUCCAUUUUUAUUUAUUAGACAGUUGUCUUUUAUUUAAAUAUAAUAUGUGAAAGAGUAAAUAUGUACCCAGUUUCUGAUUUUAAUCAUGAAAGCAUGUCAAUAUGGGUCCAAUUUCAUUAUCAUAUUUUCAUUUUUUUUUUUUUUUUUUUUGGUUUAAUUAAAACUUUUCUGGUUUCUUUCUUGAAUGGUUUGAUGAACAGUUUGACAAUGAUGCUAAAUCAUUAAUAAUUUUACUUAGUUCAAAUUCAAGCUUUUUCCUCUUUUUGGACCAAUUAGGUCUGCAUACAGCUAGUUUUAAACUGUGUUCCUUGUUUAAUAAUGCUUUAAGUAUUAUGAUAGUGCUAAUUAUGCACAUUUCUGUAGAUUUAUUAUUGGUCAAUUAUGUGUUUGUUAAAAUAAACACGGAUUUUAUCAUAAUUGGUACAACA
This is a messenger RNA of Saccostrea echinata, 3283 nucleotides long. Its product is annotated as sodium/potassium-transporting ATPase subunit beta-1-interacting protein 3-like. The transcript is spliced from 7 exons. The record is from RefSeq and is a predicted model, not a curated record. The coding region runs from base 87 to 1046 and encodes 319 amino acids. Gene Ontology annotation, biological process: regulation of sodium ion transport. NCBI's taxonomy places the organism in Eukaryota, Metazoa, Mollusca, Bivalvia, Ostreida, Ostreidae.